GCUGGCCUGGGACCUGGAGGAGGAAGAGGGGGCAGGUGGAGCCGGGAGCUGUGGAGCUGGAGGGAGGAGGACAAGAGCCGCCAGGCCCUCAGCGGCUGUGACCCUCCCCAGCCUCCUUUCCCAGCCCGGGGUGGGGGCCGAUUGACUGUUUCCAGGUCCCGCCUCGGGUAGGGGGGCUGGAGAGCCCCCAGGUGGACCAUGGCGGUGAGAUUCCAGGCAGGGAAACUGAGUCCCAGAGGGAUGAAGUGGCUAGCUGGAGGUUGCACUUCGAGAUGCUUCCGCGCCCCCCAUCCCUGCCUCCAAAGACCAUCUCUGCUGGAGCCUCCUCUGCCCCAGGACCGGCCUCCUUUAAUCCCACAGAGCUGGGUUCAAAUCCCGAAUUUUCUGUCCACUAUGCUGUGUGUAACGUGGGGCCAGUGGCCGACAUGGAGGAGCUGACCAUCUGGGAACAGCACACGGCCACGCUGUCCAAGGACCCUCGCCGGGGCUUUGGCAUUGCGAUCUCUGGAGGCCGAGACCGGCCCGGUGGAUCCGUGGUUGUGUCUGACGUGGUACCUGGAGGGCCGGCGGAGGGCAAGCUACAGACAGGUGACCACAUCGUUAUGGUGAACGGGGUCUCCAUGGAGAAUGCCACCUCCACGUUUGUCAUUCAGACACUCAAGACCUGCGCCAAGAUGGCCAACAUUACAGUGAAACGUCCCCGGAGGAUCCAGCUGCCCACCACCACCAAGGCCAGCCCCUCCGGCCCAGGGCACCGGGACUCAGACGAGGACGAUGGGCCACACCGGGUGGAGGAGGUGGACCAGGGCCAGGGCUAUGAUGGUGACUCAUCCAGUGGCUCUGGCCGCUCCUGGGACGAGCGCUCCCGCCGGCAGAGGCCUGGUCGCCGGGGCCGGGCCAGCAGCCAUGGGCGUAGGAGCCCGGGUGGUGACUCUGAGGCCAACGGGCUGGCCCUGGUGUCUGGCUUUAAGCGGCUGCCGCGGCAGGACGUGCAGAUGAAGCCCGUGAAGUCGGUUCUGGUAAAGAGGAGAGACAGCGAAGAGUUCGGUGUCAAGCUGGGCAGUCAGAUCUUCAUCAAGCACAUUACAGAUUCGGGCCUGGCUGCCCGGCACCGUGGGCUGCAUGAAGGAGAUCUCAUUCUACAGAUCAAUGGGGUGUCCAGCCAGAACCUGUCACUGAGUGACACCCGGCGACUGAUCGAGAAGUCGGAAGGGAAGCUAAGCCUGCUGGUGCUGAGAGAUCGUGGGCAGUUCCUGGUGAACAUUCCGCCUGCCGUCAGUGACAGUGACAGCUCGCUGUUGGAGGACAUCUCGGACCUCACCUCGGAGCUAUCGCAGGCACCACCAUCCCACAUCCCGCCACCACCCCGGCAUGCUCAGCGGAGCCCCGAGGCCAGCCAGACCGACUCUCCCGUGGAGAGCCCCCGGCUUCGGCGGGAAAGUUCAGUCGAUUCCAGAACCAUCUCGGAACCAGAGUUGCCCAGGGAAAGCAGCUAUGACAUCUACAGGGUGCCCAGCAGCCAGAGCAUGGAGGAUCGCGGGUACAGCCCCGACACGCGGGUAGUCCGCUUCCUCAAGGGCAAGAGCAUCGGGCUGCGGCUGGCCGGGGGCAAUGACGUGGGCAUCUUCGUGUCCGGGGUGCAGGCGGGCAGCCCAGCCGACGGACAGGGCAUCCAGGAGGGAGAUCAGAUCCUGCAGGUGAACGACAUGCCGUUCCAGAACCUGACACGGGAGGAGGCGGUGCAGUUCCUGCUGGGGCUGCCACCGGGCGAGGAGAUGGAGCUGGUGACGCAGCGGAAGCAGGACAUUUUCUGGAAAAUGGUGCAGUCCCGCGUGGGCGACUCCUUCUACAUCCGCACGCACUUUGAGCUGGAGCCCAGCCCACCGUCCGGCCUGGGCUUCACCCGUGGGGACGUCUUCCACGUGCUGGAUACGCUGUACCCGGGCCCUGAGCAGAGCCACACGCGGGGAGGCCACUGGCUGGCGGUGCGCAUGGGUCGUGACCUGCGGGAGCAAGAGCGGGGCAUCAUUCCCAACCAGAGCAGGGCGGAGCAGCUGGCCAGCCUGGAAGCUGCCCAGAGGGCCGUGGGAAUCGGGCCUGGCUCCUCCGCGGGCUCCAAUGCUCGGGCCGAGUUCUGGCGGCUGCGGGGUCUUCGUCGAGGAGCCAAGAAGACCACUCAGCGGAGCCGCGAGGACCUCUCAGCUCUGACCCGACAGGGCCACUACCCGCCCUAUGAACGAGUGGUGCUUCGAGAAGCCAGUUUCAAGCGGCCGGUGGUGAUCCUGGGACCUGUGGCUGACAUUGCUAUGCAGAAGUUGACUGCUGAGAUGCCUGACCAGUUUGAAAUCGCAGAGACUGUGUCCAGGACGGACAGCCCCUCCAAGAUCAUCAAACUGGACACUGUGCGGCUGAUUGCAGAAAAAGACAAGCACGCGCUCCUGGAUGUGACCCCCUCCGCCAUCGAGCGCCUCAACUAUGUGCAGUACUACCCCAUUGUGGUCUUCUUCAUGCCCGAGAGCCGGCCGGCCCUCAAGGCGCUGCGCCAGUGGCUGGCGCCUGCCUCCCGCCGCAGCACCCGCCGCCUCUACGCACAAGCCCAGAAGCUGCGGAAACACAGCAGCCACCUCUUCACAGCCACCAUCCCUCUGAAUGGCAUGAGUGACACCUGGUACCAGGAGCUCAAGGCCAUCAUUCGAGAGCAGCAGACGCGGCCCAUCUGGACAGCGGAAGAUCAGCUGGAAGGCUCCUUGGAGGACAACCUAGACCUCCCCCACCGCGGCCUGGCCGACAGCUCCGCUGACCUCAGCUGCGACAGCCGUGUUAACAGCGACUACGAGACGGACGGCGAGGGCGGCGCGUACACGGACGGCGAGGGCUACACGGACGGCGAGGGGGGGCCCUACACAGAUGUGGAUGAUGAGCCCCUGGCUCCAGCCCUGGCCCGGUCCUCGGAGCCCGUGCAGGCAGAUGAGCCUCAGAGCCCAAGGGAUCGUGGGAGAAUCUCGGCUCAUCAGGGGGCCCAGGCGGACAGCAGCCAUCCCCAGGGUCAGUGGCGACAGGACAGUGUGCGAACCUAUGAACGGGAAGCCCUGAAGAAAAAGUUUACACGAGUCCGCAAUGCGGAGUCCUCCGAUGAAGAAGGCUACGACUGGGGUCCGGCCACUGACCUGUGACCUCUCCCAGGCUGCCAGCUGGUCCGUCCUCCCUCCCUGGGACUGGGACUCAGUUUCCCAUACAGAACCCACAACCCCACCUCCCUCCACCUGGUCUUUAAUAAACAGAGUAUUUUCACAGCA
Molecule: messenger RNA, 3296 nt
Organism: Chlorocebus sabaeus (green monkey)
Lineage: Eukaryota; Metazoa; Chordata; Mammalia; Primates; Cercopithecidae
Source: RefSeq, a predicted model, not a curated record